AUGAAGUUGACCACGUACACGGCGGCGACCAUUCUGGCCUAUGCCUUGGCUCAAGCCGGCGCCCUCCCUUCUCCCCAAGAUGCCGGCGCAGUCGCGUCCGAUACUCCUGCUGCUCCCGUAGAGGAGCCCAUGUACUACGCCGAGGAGGUCGACGAAGCCAACGUUGAGAAACGCGACGGCCCCGUCCAGCACAAGGACUGGCAGGGCGACGGGAAAGCCCGGUUCUUCGGCGGCCACAACUGGAAGGGCAUGAACCAAGGCAAUCACGGUCCCAUGCCUGAUGACGACAACAUCGACCCGGCUCCCUACCUUGACCACCCGGAGCCGACAGUUGCGGCCAUGGCCAGCAUCGUCCGCCGGGCCCCCGAACCUGGGUUCACCAAGAUUAAUGGCAUUACAUACAUUCAAGCACCCAAGUUUCACUGGUGGGAGUAUCAGAGCAAUGGCGACGGCUUGAACCCUGUUGUUGGAGGAAACCCCAAUGUUCGCAGUUACAAAAACGUGAAGGAACAGGAUGGCUAUCCAAAGGGGCUCAGGAGGCGAGACGGCGACGAUGGUCAUCACGGCCCUCCUGGUGGCUUCGGUAAGGCCAUGGGCGGUCAAGGCCAGGGUAGGCACGGCGACCAUCCAGCCCAGGGCAAGGGUGACGGGCCAGGGCAGCAUCCUGGCGGUCCUCCCGGCGGCAUGGGUGGUGGCAGCGAGCACGGACCGGGUGGACAGCCGUGGAAGAACCACGGCGGUCAAGGAGGUCGUGGCCGCGGUCCGAUGGCUGAUGAGGAGUAA
Messenger RNA from Cladophialophora carrionii CBS 160.54, 783 nucleotides. RefSeq lists its product as uncharacterized. The transcript has a single exon. NCBI's taxonomy places the organism in Eukaryota, Fungi, Ascomycota, Eurotiomycetes, Chaetothyriales, Herpotrichiellaceae. The coding region runs from base 1 to 783 and encodes 260 amino acids. The record is from RefSeq and is a predicted model, not a curated record.